GCAGCGACGUGCUUUUCGUUCUGUGUCUGCUAUACCAGCUGUUAGUUUUUGUGUUGACUCCGUCGGAAUAAAGACAAUCUUUCGGUCGCUCCGUCGUUGCUGGCCUCGGUCCUUGUGUUUUGCUUGAGUUUCUUACCAUCGUACACCUAUAGAUACUGGUUCUGGGUCCUCUUCAAGCGUGUUCCAAAAAUAGCAGCAAAAGAGUAUCACCUAUCAAAGAAGAAAAAUCGUGAUCCGCCGCUACGGAUUGUGGGUGACAGUGCUUAUGGAUGGACAAUCCACCGGGAAGCUGCGAAGUGCACAGAAAGUGAUCCAAGAGAAAAGAAAAAAGUGAAGACGCGCCCAUAGUGCGUGUGGGGCAGUUGUAAUAAUAGCAGCAUCAGCAUCCAGUUAAACAGAAGCAACAACAACGAUGGCACUGCACCAGAACAGCCAGGAGGUCGGCGUGCAAGAUUUUGUACUGCUCGAUGUGGUGACCAUGGAGAACUUCAUGGCUAACCUGAAGAAGAGGUUUCAAGCCGGCAAAAUCUACACAUACAUCGGCGAAGUAUGCAUUUCCAUGAAUCCGUAUCGCGAGAUGAACAUUUACGGUCCGGAGCAAGUCAGCCGCUACAAAGGGCGGGAACUAUUCGAAAAUAUGCCGCACAUAUUUGCCAUCGCCGAUGCCGCUUACCGGGUGCACAAACAAAGAAAUCAGGACACCUGCAUAAUGAUUUCCGGCGAAUCCGGAGCGGGCAAAACAGAAGCCUCAAAAAUUAUUAUGAAAUACAUCGCCGCCGUCACGAACCAGGGCCAGCAGAACGACAUCGAAAGGGUGAAAAACGUCCUCAUCCAGAGCAACGCCAUCCUGGAGUGUUUCGGCAACGCCAAAACCAAUCGCAACGACAACAGCAGUCGCUUCGGCAAGUACAUGGACAUCGAGUUCGACUACAAGGGCGAUCCGAUGGGGGGCAUCAUCACAAACUACCUGCUGGAAAAAUCGCGGGUCAUACAGCAGCACCCGGGCGAACGGAACUUCCACUGCUUCUAUCAGUUACUGCGAGGGGCAUCCGACGCCGAGCUGAGGCAGUACCAACUGACGCGGGAUCCGGCCCAGUUCCACUACACCAACCAGGGCAGCGUAGAGGUCCUGUCGGAAAAGUUGGACUAUCGGGUCACCACAGCCGGUCUCAAAGCCCUCGGCUUCAGCGGGGACGAACUCACGAUGGUGUGGCGGAUUGUGGCCGCCGUACUGCAUCUAGGAAACAUCAACUUCAAGACCCAAGAUGACCAAAUCCAGAUAGCAAACCGCAAGACCCUGUCGACAGCAGCGCAGCUUCUGCACGUUACCGAAGAGGAGAUGCAACGGUCCCUGACGGAGCGAGUGAUUGCAGCACGUGGCGAGAUCAUGACCAAAACGCACGACAUCGAACAGGCCGAAUUUGGACGAGAUGCGCUAGCCAAGGCCGUGUACGAUCGCCUCUUCACGUGGAUAAUCCAACGGAUCAACAAAGCCAUAGUGGUUCCCGGAGGCAAUACCCAGAAACGGUACAACCGCGUUAUCGGGGUGCUGGACAUUUACGGUUUCGAAAUCUUCGAUCAGAACAGUUUCGAGCAGUUCUGCAUCAACUAUUGCAACGAGAAGCUGCAACAAUUGUUCAUCGAGUUAGUGCUGAAACAGGAACAGGAGGAAUAUCGCCGGGAGGGCAUCAAAUGGACCAACGUGGAUUAUUUCAAUAAUCAGAUCAUCUGCGAACUAGUCGAACAACCGCACAAGGGCGUGAUAUCCAUCAUGGAUGAGGCUUGCCUAAAUGUAGGCAAAAUUACCGACGAGAUGCUUCUGGACGCCAUGGAUAAGAAACUCUCGCACCAUCCACACUACAGUAGCCGGCAGUUGAAGCCGAUGGAUAAGGAAUUGAAGCAUCGACAAGACUUCCGCAUUACGCACUACGCUGGAGACGUUAUCUACUGCAUUUACGGAUUCAUCGAAAAGAACCGAGACACACUGUUCCAAGACUUCAAGAGGUUACUUUAUCACUCUAAGGAUAACUUGAUCACUUCAAUGUGGCCCGAAGGAGCGCAGGACAUCUCGAAGACUACCAAGAGACCGUUGACGGCCGGAACGUUGUUCCAGCGUUCGAUGACCGAGUUGGUCGCAACGUUACUCAAGAAAGAACCAUUCUACGUACGCUGCAUCAAGCCCAAUGAUAUAAAAAGUGCUUCCGUAUUCGAUGAUGUUCGCGUAGAGCAUCAAGUCCGCUACCUUGGGUUACUGGAGAAUGUAAGGGUGCGCAGAGCCGGUUUCGUUCAUCGGCAGCGAUACGACAAAUUCCUGCUGCGAUACAAGAUGAUUUCUCAGUACACGUGGCCGAACUUCCGAGGGGGUUCGGAAAGGGAUGGCGUGAAGGUGUUGAUUACAGAGAAGAACUUCAGUCACGACGUUGAGUUCGGCAAAACGAAGAUCUUCUUGCGCUCACCGCAGACGCUGUUCUCGCUGGAGAAACAACGCAACGAUAUGAUUCCGCACAUUGUAACGCUGCUGCAGAAGCAGGUCCGUGGUUGGAUCUGUCGACAGCAGUACAAGAAGAUGAAGGCCGCGAUCGUAAUUAUGCGGCACUACCGCAAAUACAAGCUGAAGAGCUAUGUUCAGGAGUUGGCCAUGCGCUUUCGUAAUGCUCGUCAAAUGCGAGACUACGGCAAGGGUAUUCAGUGGCCGCAACCUCCACUGGUGGGUCGUGAAGCGGAGAAACAACUUCGUAUGCUGUUCUCCCGCUGGAGAGCGGCGACGAUAUUGCGCAAAUAUCCGCGGGAAGAAUGGCCCCAGCUUCGGCUGCAGAUCAUCGCUGCCAGUGCAUUCCGCAAGCGGCGCAAGUUCUGGGGCCAAGAUCGGCGCUGGUUGGGCAAUUAUCUCUCCAUCACGGCGGAAAAUUCCAACUACUCUUCGUACAACGCCAGUAUUAAUAAUAUUAAGAAUACGGACAACUUCCGGGUGGUGCUGUUCUCCGCGUUUGUCAAAAAGUUCAACAAGUGCAACAAAUCGGCUGAUCGGGCGAUCAUCGUGACUGACGGAGCCAUCUACAAGCUGGACGGUCCGCGGAACAAGUUCCGCAACAUGAAACGUACCGUCGCUAUCAAAGAGAUUACUUCCAUCAGUGUGAGCCCCGGUAGAGAUCAACUGGUUGUGUUCCAUUCGCAUCAUAACAACGAUCUGGUGAUAGCUUUGCAAGGUGAACAGCAUCCGUUGAAGGAAGACCGCAUUGGAGAGAUAGUAGCGCAUGUGUGUAAGCGGUAUUUCGAACUGUGCAAUCAGGACCUGCCGGUGACGGUGUCACCGACGUUCCAGCUCCGGCUAGGCAACAAGAUGCGCACGCUGAGCGUAGAGGCCGUCGCAGGCGUUGAGACGCCUGCCUUCGAACAUUCCGGUGCUGUAAUCGUUUUCAAGGUUCCUUCGUCGUACGGCAGUGCGAUCUAAAAGCCCUAAAGGUGACAUUCGUUGAUUUGAAUACAUGUGUACUGUAAAAAAAACUACUUUUUGUUCUUUCCGAUUAUAUUGUACGCGUAUUGAUGGCAGGAUCAGUAUUUUUGAGUUUCUUAAUAAUUAGAAGAUUUAAAAGUUAGGGUAAGGAGUAAUGAUGUAAUCCGCCCUACAGAAUUGUGCUUAGUUAAGGUAUCGAACAUUGAGUACAGAAGGUACUGGCAAAUGAUCAACGUACUUAUGAAAUGUGGCAUUUUUCGUGUAAUAAUUGCUCUAAUCGCUACGGAGAUUCCGUUUAGUGCCAUGGUACGGUAACAGAAUGAUUAAACAAAGUCAUCGGAAGUAAUAAAACGGCAAUAGCAUGAGACUUUGAAGGCAACAAUAGAUAGGCGCUUAUUUUUGACCAGAGUUGUGAUAUUGAGAAACGCGGAGCGAUCGAUUUCCUAACAGAUGGGUUAGGCGAGUUAUGACCAAUUUUUAUUUUUAUCAAAAAGACUACAAUAAUCAAUAUUUGUAAAUAUUUGAAUCACACACGUGCUUAACAUUGAUUGUUUAACAAAAUGAUGACGAUUACUGGAAGGCAUCUGGUUUUCGAUUGUUGAAACCUUCAACGCAAACAGGUUAAUGAAGCAUUUUUAUCUGUACAAUACUUUAAACGAAAUACAUACAAUAGGAUUAAGCUGUGCCUUCGCCGGAAAUAAUCAAAAUGGUUUUUCUAAUCCAUCAUUGUACUUUUAACUGUAAACUUUUUGAAUCAGUAAAUAAAUAUUUUAUCAUAAA
Molecule: messenger RNA, 4234 nt
Organism: Aedes aegypti (yellow fever mosquito)
Lineage: Eukaryota; Metazoa; Arthropoda; Insecta; Diptera; Culicidae
Gene: Myo31DF
Product: myosin-IA
Exons: 9
Coding region: 413-3451 (1012 amino acids)
Biological process (GO): actin filament organization; vesicle transport along actin filament
Cellular component (GO): myosin complex; actin cytoskeleton; microvillus
Molecular function (GO): microfilament motor activity; ATP binding; actin filament binding
Source: RefSeq, a predicted model, not a curated record